GGCGUGUGGUCAGUCGUGCCCUGCGAACCGGAACCGUGUGAAUCUUUCUCGCCAUGGGUGCUCACGUAUCGAGGACCGACUUCGAGUGGGUUUACAGCGACGAACCACAUGCCACUCGCCGGAAAGUGAUCCUCAAAAAGUACCCCCAGAUCAAGGAGCUCAUGGUGACGGAUCCGUGGUUCAAGUGGCAGAUUGUGGGCAUGGUCACACUCCAGCUGAUCAUGUUCUGGCUUCUGCGCGACGCCUCGUGGUUCACCAUCGUCGUGCUCGCCUACUGCUUCGGCGGCGUCAUCAACCACGCGCUCAUGCUGGGCAUUCACGAGAUCGCGCACAACCAGGCGUUCGGCCAGGGCAAGGGGCUGCCCAACCGGCUGUUCGGCAUGUUCACAAACCUGCCAGUCGGUAUACCGGCCUCGAUAUCGUUCCGGAAGUACCACUUGGAGCACCACAGGUACCAGGGCAUCGACACAAUCGACGCCGACCUCCCCACCGAGCUGGAGGCCAAGCUUUUCUGCCACACAGGCACGAAGCUGCUCUGGGUGAUUCUACAGCCACUCUUCUACGCGCUCAGGCCUGUGUUUGCCUUUCCCAAGCCUGUCACUGGUCUGGAGGUGCUCAACAGCGUGAUUCAGAUCUCGUUCGACUGCCUCGUCUACUAUUUCUGCGGAGGCAAAGUUCUCUUCUACAUGAUUGGUGGGUCCCUGCUGGCCAUGGGCCUGCACCCGGUGGCCGGCCAUUUUAUUUCCGAGCACUACAUGUUCAAGAAGGGCUUCGAGACGUACUCCUACUACGGCUGCCUCAACUGGCUCACCUUCAAUGUCGGCUACCACAUGGAGCACCACGACUUCCCCGCCGUGCCGGGCUCCAAGUUGCCACUGGUUAAAAAGAUCGCCGCAGAGUUUUACGACGACCUGCCCCAGCACAACUCUUGGGUCAAGGUCCUGUACGACUUUAUCAUGGACCCCGACAUCGGUCCCUACGCCCGCAUCAAGAGGAAAGGGGCUGCCAUGCCCGUACUCGACGGCUCUGGCGACGUGAUCAAACCCAUCUCGGAUGUCACGUUCUCCGACAUGAAUGGCUCCAACGGGGUCAAAAAGCACGAGUGAGGCCGUGGCAAAGGAGGGGGUGACUGGGAAGGGGAGGGUAGGUGGGAGGGGAGUAUGAGACGGAGAAGCGUUCAUACGCAGAGGGUUGGGGGAUUGGGUUCAUGCUUAUGACGCACACAACGGAAGUGGAAAGGGGGCGAUCUGAAGGAACGGUGCUGGAAAAGAAAAGGUAGCCGGCUGACUCCAAGCGUGUAAGACUUUUAGCUCGCCAAAGAGGCUGAAUUUCGUGACGGACUUGGAAGUAGCUGCGAGUGUCUGGGUGCUGCUAUAUAGAGGAUCGGCUAUGAAAGGCUAACAAAGGUUUGGUAUUGGUGGGUCGUAAUACUUGGUUUAAAGCACAUGUCUGCAGGCAGACUGCCCUUGUCUCGCAAGCUCGCAGGAGAGGGUUUCGUAGUGUGGUUUUGAACAGAAGGCGUAAAGUGUAAAAGGCUUGUAGUGACCGAGUCGAGCAGUGCUUACGUAGCCGUCGCACUAGCCUGUUGUGUAAGAAAUGACAGAGCGGUGGUGGAGCAACGGUGCCUGUGACGCAAUGAAACUAUCCUGUGUGACCGUGUGCAUCGUUGAAGGGCAUUAUUAGAUGCUGCAAAGAAGCCUUCCCGCAACGGGCAUUGCUGAAAGGUUGCAUGGCCGAUGGCUUGCGGUGGCUAAAGACACUGCGUCCAGCUGUGGCCUCAUCUGCAAAAGCCAAAGUGUGAGAAACUGCACACUGCACCUGCAAUGUUGGCUUUGAACUCACCUGUGCAUACAAGCCUUUGUGAGUGAAAGUGGACGGACUGUGUGGGAGUGUGUCGGAAGCGGUGUGGAUCAAAGUGCGAGAGACUAAGACUGAAGUUUUUCUGAAGGAACUGUGUGGGGUCGGACAUGUCUUUCAAGUGGUAGUGUGUGAAUUGCAUGGCAUUUUUUUUUUUCAUUGUGUUUUAAAGUGGUGUGAAAAAUGUUGUGAUGGUAUGCUCAUAUUGAGCCAGCACAUUAAGGUUUUAUUGAAAGAGGCGGGCUUGCUUUUCAAGGAAAGGGGGUGGCCAGUCCACUGUGUGUGUCGUAGCUGGUACUAGUUUCAUAAUGGCGACUCAUUGUGCGUGGAUUCAGUCUUUGUCUUUUGAGGCAUUGGCCAUAGUUCACAGUCCACUGUAUCUACGCAUGUUUCAGUGCAUGCUGUAGCCUCGUACAUUGCUAUCUUCAGGCUGUUACAGGGAUUUAUUACAGCGGUAGACGUUUACAAUACGAUUUUCAAGUAUUUAAAUGUGAUUACACCAAGCUGUAGGUUAAGGAAGCUUGAGUAAGAACAAAAGAAAAUGACCGGAAUGAAAGCAGUUUCAGCUAUACACUCAGAAGGUAUUAACACAUAACGAGACUCACUGCGCUUUAGGUCAACAAUACUCGUUAGCAAGGAAUUGACUAUGCUGGCACAAACUUGCAAUAAAGUUGCACAUGUUUUCUGUCGGUGUACAAAACUCUUAUAUUGUCUAACAAUGAAAAAAUAAAGGCAUCUACUGCAAUCAUCAGGCCGAGGUGCAAGGGCACCUGCAGUUCCUCAUAGAUACUGCUUAGGACGUACCGGUGGGUCACCCAGUUAACCGCGAUUACUCAUGGAAGCACACAUCAUAGCCAAGAAACACAUUACCCUAUUAUGUUGUGCAUUUCCCUUGUUUCCAGUGUGCUCUGCAGUAAGACAUGAAAUUCAUAUCAGCUUUUGUAGGUAAAUCAGAAAAGUUUUGCCUUUGAAGAAUGUCAAGAGCGUUGCCAAUGGCAGAAAAAAGACAUUCAGCCGCUCAACACCAGUGUGUGUACAUGCGUGCCUCAGCGGAAAGUCGGGUAAAGCUCGUUGCGUCUUCGAGAAGUUACUCACUGCUACUUUUUUAUGUCGCAAUGUGGUGUAGUGUCAAAGUUUUUUCAAGUUUUUAGCUGUUUUUCAUACCCUGCACUCACACUCUUCAGUGCAUCAGCAGUUGGCGGAGAUAAAAAUAGACCGAUGAUGAAUUAGCUGAAAGAUCUGUUAGAAUGGACUUCGGCUAGCGGUCGUGGAAGUUUUAUAAAAGCAUUUGGAGUGUGUUUGAAGUCACAGUAGAUUUCGUCUUGUUUAUCGCAUUCUUUCUGUAGUGUGCUGUGUGCAAAUUUCCCAGUGUUAAUGUUCUCACAAGCGUUUCUGUGUAAAGUGUGGCCAUGACACGGAAGAUAGUAUUACAUUUUUAGUCUGUUGGCAUUUGAGUUAUGGAGCAAAAUUUCUACUUAGCCCGGCAUUUUCACUCUGCACUUAUAAACAAAAUGCUGCGCUGAGUGGGAAAAAAGGAGACCGUUGCUAUGCUUGCAAAUAGAGGUUUUGUUACCCUGAUGAACGUUAUAUCAAUGUAAAUGCAUGCGAUGCAUGCAAGAUAUUAGAGAUCUGAGACAUUCGCAAAUCGUGACACUCUCAUACUUAAGACAUGUGUGCAGUAGCAGUGUGGUCCGAGUAACUACAUGUUCUCCGAUUUCGUUUCCUGUGGCUGCUUUUCACCAUUUCUGAAUGCCUCAUGUAAACGAAAGAAAGAGAAUAAACAUCUUUAUUUACAAUGUG
This is a messenger RNA of Rhipicephalus microplus (southern cattle tick), 3657 nucleotides long. It is a transcript of the gene ifc, whose product is annotated as delta4-sphingolipid-FADS-like protein ifc. Gene Ontology annotation, biological process: ceramide biosynthetic process. Gene Ontology annotation, cellular component: membrane. Lineage: Eukaryota; Metazoa; Arthropoda; Arachnida; Ixodida; Ixodidae. Gene Ontology annotation, molecular function: sphingolipid delta-4 desaturase activity. The record is from RefSeq and is a predicted model, not a curated record.